CGAUAUGAAUAUAUAUUGCCCGUCCUCUGACAACAACGGCGGUUGCUGUCUCACUUCGCCACACUCCGCGGCCAUGGUCGAGGCCCUCGAUGCGCUCGAGCAUGUCAACGUCGUCUUGGCUGUGAUCCUCUGCAUGAGCGUCGUCGUCUACCACCGCUGCAUGCAGCAGACGCUUGCGUCAGCCCGGCAACAAGCCUUGUCGUCCCGGCAACACGCCUCGACGACCGACAAGCCAUGCCAACACCGCCGCCGGACGCCAUCGAUCGAGGACUGGGACGUCUUGAACCACGUCAUUGACGACCUUCUCCUCGGGUGCGAUGUGCCUUCGCACGCCGAGCCGCUCCCGCUUGUCGGCGAAGGCCUCGCGCUCGCCAUGUACGCCGCGUACCACAUCUCGUCCGUCGGCGUCUUGCGCCCGCCCACCGCCACUUACUAGCUAGCCCUCCUCUCUUCACCACGUCUUCCAUGUGCUGCCUCAUCGCGUAACCCA
Messenger RNA from Saprolegnia parasitica CBS 223.65, 490 nucleotides. RefSeq lists its product as hypothetical. The transcript has a single exon. The coding region runs from base 5 to 436 and encodes 143 amino acids. NCBI's taxonomy places the organism in Eukaryota, Oomycota, Saprolegniomycetes, Saprolegniales, Saprolegniaceae. The record is from RefSeq and is a predicted model, not a curated record.